CCUGUGGUAGGAUGAAGCGGGAAAAUGAUGUGAUCUCAUGAGCGUCUCUCUCAGGUUUGUUUACAGAUUCAUCGCUGAAAUGGUUAACACUAGGAAAUUUCUACUCUUAACAAUAUGCAGUAAUAUGGAAAUCAAAGAUUUUAUCUCUGUAAUGGGCUGCUCUACAUGAAAUUUCUGUCUUGAAAGCUCUAGCUAAAAAACUGACUCUGAAAUGAGGAGAACAUUGCUUGAGGAUGAAGACACAUUUAUGCAAAAGCAAUUGCAUGGAAAAUGGCACAAAGUUCGACACAACAAUGGAACCCAAUUUGGCGAAACAUACCAUGAAGAAAUACCUCUACUUUCAAAGUCUCGUGUUUUUCUCCUUAACAUUUCCUGGUUUGGUAUGAGCGUUAUGUUUCUGGUUCUAUCUGUCGAAGUGCUUCCUAGUCAAGUACAUGCAUUGGCAGGAUCGCAGAUGAAAGGGCAGGUCAUGGGAGCAAUGGUUGCUGGAGGGGCAAUUGUGACGCUGUUUUGCAGUCCAUUGGUUGGUCUUAAAAGUGAUCGCCUUGCUUCACCGUAUGGCAAGCGGAGACCCCUUAUGCUUGGAGGAACUGUCCUUCUUUGUAUUUCUUUGUUUGGAAUGGCAUUUAGUGCUCCUGAUGUUGAGAGCUUUAGAGGAAACGCAACUUGCUUCGUUGACCUGGAGCUUCGAAGGUGUGCCCCGUAUGUGAACAUUACUAGCCUGGAAAGUAAUGCCAAUGCCACGAAUAAAGACGAGACAAUAUUUAUCUUAAACUUAUUGAAGCAGAAACCAAACUCAAGAGGAAGCUUAUGCAUGUACAGCAUAUUUUAUUUAUGUGUUGUGGCCUGUUACGCGUUAAUUAGCGUGCCUUAUAAUGGAUUGAUCGCUGACAAGACUCCUGCCGCACAGCGAGGAUUCAGUUCAGGGGUGAUUGGGGCAAUGACCUUGCUUGGAAAUGUCUCGGGUGCAACAAUUGGCGUAUUUUUUACAAGCCUUGGUGUUGUUUGGACCUAUGCUAUAAUAGCUAGCUUAGUAUUCAUCUGUGUUCUUGCGACUAUACUUUCAUGUCCUGAGAGAGCAACUCAUUACGAGAAGAGUCCUUCUAUAGAUCUGAAGACAAUUUUCUUGGCCUACUGGGAACCUUUACGAGAGCAUGAUUUUCGAUGGGUGUUUAUAACUCGAUUUCUGAUGCAACAAGGCCUUUCUACUGUCACUGGUUUCCUUGAGUUCUGGCUCGGUGACAUGGUCUACCUUCCUAACUGCUGGCAACCAGAAAAUGCUAUCGCAAUCAUACUUCUCCCAUUGCUUCUUGCUGCAGCAAUCUUUUCGGUCAUCGGCGGCUUUCUGUCUGACAAACUACGAAGAAGAAAACCACUUGUGAUUGGAUCAGCUGUUCUGAUGGCUAUUUGUUCGCUCAUACUCAGUGGGCUCAAAGGAAAAUACGCUUUCUAUGCAGCUGUACCCGUUUUCCUGACAUUCGGUGUCGGCUUCGGAGCCUACUCUGCCGUUGAUUUCGCUUUGGUUAUGGAUGUUUUACCGGAAGAGAAAGACAAAGCGAAAGAUUUAGCAGUCUGGCAUCAGGCACUGGUCCUGCCUCAAGCAAUCGCAACACCGAUUGGAGGAAUCGUUUUGGACACUUUCGAACACUAUGGUUGUCGUAUUGGCCUCGGUUAUAUUGCUUUGUUCAUUAUUACAUCGGUUUAUUUUGCUGUGAGUGGCUACUUUGUAACGAAAAUCAGACGCGCUAAAUGAUAAUUGGAAGGUAAAUGAAAGUGUAAAUGUUAGCCAUGUAUUUUAACAUGAAUUUUAUUCUAUUUAAGGUCAUGUUUUUAUAACACGCAAUAAAUAAUUUAAGUCUUUUGUAAAGGUAUAAACACCAAAUGAAGUUAUAAAUGGAGCAGAGAAAGUUUUUCUUUCAAGCGUGUGAUUACGUCUUUGGAAAUAUGAAAAAGAUACCGAUCCAAAAUUAUCGAUUUUCCCAAGCCGGAAGGCUC
This is a messenger RNA of Rhopilema esculentum, 1995 nucleotides long. RefSeq lists its product as uncharacterized. The record is from RefSeq and is a predicted model, not a curated record. Gene Ontology annotation, biological process: transmembrane transport. Gene Ontology annotation, molecular function: transmembrane transporter activity. Lineage: Eukaryota; Metazoa; Cnidaria; Scyphozoa; Rhizostomeae; Rhizostomatidae.